CUUGACAUUCUUCAGGUUUCAUUUCGUUUAGUGAUGGCAGGUUAUCCUCAUCAUUUUGUUACUGCCCACCUUGGUUAUCCUGGUUAUGCUCACGCAACCUUCGUGCCUACGUCAAUUCCUAAUCCAGCUAACUCUGUCACUCAGUUAUCCACUGCCCAAAUCAAUGCAGGAUGGGUAGAGCACCAUUCUCAUGAUGGGAGAAAAUACUAUUAUAAUACAUUCACUCAACAGACGACUUGGGAAAAACCGCAAGAGUUGAAGACUCAGCGUGAGAAAAUACUUUGCAACUGUCCAUGGAAAGAGUUUAAAUCCGAAAACGGUAAACCUUACUAUUUUAAUGAGAAUACAAAACAGUCAGUGUGGAUCAAACCACAAGAACUAAUAGACGCUGAAAACCAAGCAGCCGCCUGUAAUGCAGCUGCAAAUGCUACGGUCCCCGAACAGCCACCAAGUAUUCCCCCAGUCACACCGUGUACACCAGCUACCCCAAAAGAUGACGUCAAUAAGCCUCCUGAACCUUCAGAAAUCGAACGGGCAAUGAAGGCAACUUUGGCCUCUUUUGAUACGUCAGAUACUGUACCUUCAUCAAUUCCGAUUCCAUUACCUCCGGAAAAAGUAGAUGACAGUGAUAAAGAUGAAAGUGACGAAGAGAAGCCUGUAUCCAAUCCACAUAUAACUACAUUUUCACCAAAUACUCAGACAGUGCCAGAAUAUAAGACUCGAGGAGAAAUGGCGGAAGGUCUUAGGAGGCUUUUCAGGGAUUGCAAUGUUCCCGGUGGGGCUACAUGGGAGCAAGCACUCAAGUUGAUAUCCGGGGACCCUCGUUACUCCAUCUUGAGGACGUUCAAUGAAAAGAAGCAAAUAUUUAAUGUUUACAAAACUCAAAGGUUAAAAGAAGAACGUGAGGAGCAGAGAAUAAGAAUUAAGAGGGCGAAAGAGGAUCUAGAAAAGUAUCUUUUGAAAUGCAAUAAACUACACUCAACUAUGUCAUACCGUAGAGUAGAUCAACUACUGUCGGAUACGAAAGAAUGGACUGAUGUCCCUGAUCGAGAUCGUCGUGAAAUAUUCGAUGAUGUCAUUCAAGAGGUAGGCAAACGUGAACGAGAAGAAGCUAAGAUUUUGCGUAAACGGAAUAUACGAGUAUUUAAUGAAAUUCUUAGUGAGAUGCUUGAUCUUACAUAUCGGACGACCUGGAGCGAAGCACAACAAAUGCUGCUUGAUAAUACCAGAUUUACUGGAGAUGUGGAUUUGCAAAAUUUAGAUAAAGAGGAUGCCCUUGUCUGUUUUGAAGAGCAUAUUUGUAUGCUUGAGCAAGAGCACGACGAAGAUAAAGAACGCGAACGUCGGAGACAAAAAAGGGAACAACGAAAGAAUCGAGAAGCAUUCAUAGUUUUACUUGAUGAAUUGCACGAGCAGAAAUUACUCACUUCUAUGUCUCUAUGGAAAGAUCUAUACCAUAUAAUAAACAAAGAUGAUCGAUUUCACAAAAUGCUUGCUCAACGUGGUUCUACGCCAUUGGAUUUAUUCAAGUUCUAUGUUGAAGCAUUAAGAGCUCGUUUCCCAGCUGAAAAAAAGAUUAUCAAAGAGAUUUUAAAAUACAAUUGUACACCAAUCGACCUGUCUGUUUCAUAUGAAGAUUUUUGUUCGAUAAUAGGCUCUGAUGAACGCAGCAAAGGAAUAGAUGACGGAAAUAUGCGUAUGACAUAUGAUGGUCUACUAGAAAAAGCUCAAGGUCGUGAACGUGAACGCCAAAGAGAUGAUGCUAGGCGUAUGAGAAAACUUGAACAAAACUUCUGUGAAAUGCUUACAAAUUCCUCCUUCAUUCAGUCUAAUACUAGUUGGGAAGAAGUUCGAGAAAAAUUAAGUGACCAUCCUGCCUUCAAAGGUUUGUCGUUGGAAUCAGAAAGGAUUCGACUCUUUAAAGAGUAUAUUAUUUCAAUUGACAACUCAAAUGAAGACUCUCAUCGGUCUCGUAAAGAUAAACAUAUAUGCGAAAGGUCUGCUUCUAUUCAAGAUGUUGAGAAAGAUGUCGAUGCAGUGAAAGAUCAGAAAAAGAAACAAACUGUUUCCCCUUCCCCAGCUCCUUCAGAACAUAGCCAUACUCGUAGAUCGGACGACGAAAGGGGAUCAUCACAGAAACGUAAACAUCGUAAAUCCAAGAAAUCAAAACAUCGCAAAUCAAAGCACCAUAAGCAUCACAAAAAUGCAGACAAGCGUCAAGAUGAAGAAUUAGAAGAGGGAGAAGCUGCUGAUGAUGAUGACGAGGAUGAUGAAGCUGCGAAUCCUCAAACAAGUGAUCGUGCCAAUCCUCUCAGUGGUAGUAAACGUCAUCGUCAUCAUCGACGUGGCCAACGCUCUCGGACGUCUGACCCUGAGGAUGGUGAAGAGGUAGACAGUACUAGUGAUGGAGAAUUUUAUGACCGUGAUUCAAAGCGUAAAAGACGUUAG
Schistosoma spindalis is the source of this 2448-nucleotide messenger RNA. Lineage: Eukaryota; Metazoa; Platyhelminthes; Trematoda; Strigeidida; Schistosomatidae. The record is from the annotation of a GenBank genome assembly.